AUGGCUUUAAGCUUAUUUUCAAAGUCUUCACUCGCCGUCAUGGCCAUGAACGGUUCUAUGAACCCCAUGCGUUCAGUUGUUGCAGCCACAUUUCACACCAGCACAUUUACUUCUCAAGCAACCCCUGCAACUGCUCAAUGGACCACAGAUUCAGUUCGUACUGGUGUCAUUGCCAAGAAGAAGGGAAUGACCUCUGUUUGGAGUGAAUCUGGUAUCCGUAUGCCUGUUACUGUCUUGCAGUUGGAAGAUGUUGUAGUAACCGACGUUCGCACUGAAGAGAAGCAUGGCUACACUGCCUUACAAGUUGGAUGUUCACCAAAAAAAGAGAAGAAUGUCCCAAAACCCAUGAUUGAGCACUUUAAAUCUUUGGGUGUUGGUCUUCGUGAAAAGUUGUAUGAAUUUAGAGUGACCAAAGAUGCUGUUUUGCCCAUUGGAACAGAAUUGACAGCUGAACAUUUCGUAACUGGACAAUAUGUCGAUGUUACAGCUCCCUCCAUUGGUAAAGGUUUUGCUGGUGUUAUGAAGCGUUGGAAUUUCAAGGGUCUUCCCGCAUCUCAUGGUGUUUCUUUGACACAUCGUUCUGGUGGUUCAACGGGUCAACGUAAGUGGCCUAGUAAAGUUUUCAAGGGCAAGAAAAUGGCUGGUCGUCUUGGUGGUGAAAGUGUUACAGUACAAAGUUUGAAGGUGAUCAAGGUUGACCCAGAGUUGAAUUUACUGUAUGUGAAGGGCUCUGUUCCUGGAUUCGAUGAUCAAUUUGUCAAGAUCAAGGAUGCUGUUAAGUUACGCGGUGAAAAGCUCUUCCCCAAGGAGUCCAUGCCACCACCAUUCCCCACUGCUAGUAAAUAA
Mucor velutinosus is the source of this 846-nucleotide messenger RNA. RefSeq names its product phosphoribosylaminoimidazole carboxylase ade2 (gene ADE2). Gene Ontology annotation, biological process: translation. Lineage: Eukaryota; Fungi; Mucoromycota; Mucoromycetes; Mucorales; Mucoraceae. The transcript is spliced from 4 exons. Bases 1 to 846 code for a protein of 281 amino acids. The record is from RefSeq and is a predicted model, not a curated record. Gene Ontology annotation, molecular function: structural constituent of ribosome. Gene Ontology annotation, cellular component: ribosome; mitochondrial large ribosomal subunit.